AUGGAAAGUACUAGCACAAAGAAUCUUAGGCAUCUUUAUGAUAUAACACACGCAGUCCCUGAAACCCCUGAAUUAGGGUCAAUAUAUACUAGUAAAUUAUACAAAACAUUCAAGAAAAAGAAUUUGUCAUUACCAAAUCAGAUAACAAAUGGUGUUAAAUUUUGUUCAAAUUGUGAAACGGUUUUAAUACCUGGUGUAAACUUAACAAUGAGAAUCACUUAUACAAAGUGUAAAAAGGGUAAAAAGGGGGAUAAAGUUGAAAAAAACUGGAAGCCAAGGGAAAGAAAAUUAAAAUAUACAUGUUUAUCAUGUAAUCAUGCUACAUUUUUUGAAUUAUUAAAACCAGAAAGUAAUCCAAAGGAUAUAAAAGAACCUGAAGUCAUUGUUAAAGAACCAUUUGUUGCUAAAUGGAAACCAAAUGAAGAGAAAAAGAAAAGUAGUAGUGCAAAAGAUCGUGCAAAGAAGAGGAAGAAGAAUAAUUUAUCAAAUUUAUUAAGUGGUAAAAAGGAAAGAGAUGAACAAGAAAAGAAGAAAUCGAGUUUAUUAAGUUUAGAUGAAUUUAUGAAAAAUUGA
Hansenula anomala is the source of this 573-nucleotide messenger RNA. RefSeq names its product Snm1p (gene SNM1). Lineage: Eukaryota; Fungi; Ascomycota; Saccharomycetes; Phaffomycetales; Wickerhamomycetaceae. Gene Ontology annotation, cellular component: nucleolar ribonuclease P complex. The coding region runs from base 1 to 573 and encodes 190 amino acids. The transcript has a single exon. Gene Ontology annotation, biological process: tRNA processing. The record is from RefSeq and is a predicted model, not a curated record.